AUGGCGCCAAUUCCUAAUUUAACUUCGGCGCCAUCUGAACUACUGCAUACAAUUCUCCAACACAUCGGGCUUCAGGGCAUCCAUAGGCAUCCCGAAUACGAAGAUGUAAUUGACCCCCCGGGUGAAAUAGGGCGGCCAAUAGGAGGGGGAACAGGGCCUCCGCGGAGUGGAAUAUUCAUUGUCAUAAUUGUAUUUGGGCUCGUUGCCGUAAUAUUUACAAUUGUUGCCGGAUGUAUAUGGUGUGCUGCCGCGAACGAAUUGAUAUACGCUUCUGAGCAAGAGGAAAGAAGACCCUGGAGAGCUAAGAAAGUUGCUCCUUUGAAAGAAUGGUACCGUCGUCGCCGAAAUUCCCCCCGCACCAAAUCAGACAUCUCUCGUGAUUCCCGCCGCCACUCCAUCCUAGGAUCCCUCUCUGUCACCAAUUGGCGUGGCCGUGCCAACAGACGGUGUGAGCCUGAAUACACCUAUAAAGCCUGGAGGCGGGCAGGUCCUAAAGACACCGACCGCUCUCCUCUUUUUCAUGAGAGCAGGGGAGGCCAUGGAUAUAGCACUUUUUCGAAAGAAGAAGGAUCUGGGGGAGCACAUAUAUUGUCUUUGAGCGUGCCCACUUCGCCACAUAUGGAGCAGCUAUUUGCGGGUCACCUAACAGGGCCAGUGCCACCGUUGCGAAGACCGCCGUUGGGUAGUACGAAAACAACAUCCAUGUCGAGGUUGUCACCUAUCGAUAGGGUGUACAGAGGCCCUAGAAGCAAUUCCUGGAGUGGAUAUAGCGGAUCACGUGGGAGGCGGUGUAAAUAUUCAGGGAGGGAAUACGAUGGUUCGGGUAGAGGAUAUAGUUGGGGCAAUGGCGGGAGGGGUGGCUCGAGAGGGGCUUGUAGGAACAAACCGCCAGGAAUGAGGGGGCUUGAUGUGGUUCAGGAGGAAGAGUAUAUGUCGGAAGAACAAAAGUGA
Messenger RNA from Morchella importuna, 951 nucleotides. RefSeq lists its product as uncharacterized. The transcript is spliced from 2 exons. NCBI's taxonomy places the organism in Eukaryota, Fungi, Ascomycota, Pezizomycetes, Pezizales, Morchellaceae. The coding region runs from base 1 to 951 and encodes 316 amino acids. The record is from RefSeq and is a predicted model, not a curated record.